Molecule: messenger RNA, 1809 nt
Organism: Acanthochromis polyacanthus (spiny chromis)
Lineage: Eukaryota; Metazoa; Chordata; Actinopteri; Pomacentridae
Gene: nkx2.2a
Product: NK2 homeobox 2a
Exons: 2
Coding region: 566-1387 (273 amino acids)
Biological process (GO): cell differentiation; regulation of transcription by RNA polymerase II
Cellular component (GO): nucleus
Molecular function (GO): RNA polymerase II cis-regulatory region sequence-specific DNA binding; DNA-binding transcription factor activity, RNA polymerase II-specific
Source: RefSeq, a predicted model, not a curated record
UGCUCUGAAGCACCAAUGGUAGAGGCUCGGAUCUCCCCAAAACCCACAAUUUCACAUCUGCAAACACUGUCUUCAUCCACUUGACUCCUAAGACCCGCCCACACGUGGCCAACCUUUCGCGUUUUUUAAUGCUUUUUCACUGCAGGUUCAUGUGUUGAGACCAACCUUAUAUGGACUGAUCGGACAAGGUAAUGGCUUAUUUCCCUCUAGCACCCAGCAGUAGCACAGUAUCCAUGAGCCACAUAUAGCACUUCAGCCACUUUGGCAUCCUUCCUGGACUUACAGAGACUGAAUCCACUGCUUUACUUGCUUUAUAGGCAAUGGUUAUCCACAGUGUGCUGCUGCUGCUGCUGCUGCUUUGACUGUACUUCAGCGUAGAGCGACACUUACUCGUCCGAUUUUUUUUUCCUCUGCAAAAAGCGCAUCUGCUUCUUCGCCUUUUUUAUUUUUUUUCUUCUUUCUUUCUCGUGUGUGUUGUUUGUUUGUUUCAAAACAGCGGAUUGUCCGACAAAAAAGGCUGGUGCAGCAACUUUUUUCCCUGCAUAAUUCCCCCCCUUACCCGAAUAUGUCGUUGACCAACACAAAGACGGGCUUUUCUGUAAAGGACAUUUUGGACCUUCCUGACACAAAUGACGAAGAAGGAUCUAUCACCGGAGCGGAGGAAGACACGGAGGGAUCGGAGACCACGUCCACGACGAAAAACACUGGAGUUUUGGUGCAAAGUCCUCUAGAAAACGUUCAAAAUCUGCCUUUAAAGAACCCCUUUUAUGACAGUAGUGACAAUCCUUACACACGAUGGCUUGCUACUACGGACAGUAUUCAAUAUUCAUUGCACGGUCUCUCCGCCAGCUCUCAGGACUCGGCCAAGUCCCCGGAGCCGUCCGCGGACGACGAAUCGCCGGACAACGACAAGGAAACUUCCAGCAGCGGCGGCAGCGACUCCGGCAAGAAGCGGAAAAGGAGGGUGUUGUUUUCCAAGGCACAGACCUACGAGCUGGAGCGCCGCUUCAGGCAGCAGAGGUACCUGUCCGCCCCGGAGAGGGAGCACCUGGCCAGCUUGAUCCGCCUCACCCCGACCCAGGUGAAGAUCUGGUUCCAGAACCACCGGUAUAAGAUGAAGAGAGCCCGGGCCGAGAAAGGUAUGGAAGUGACCCAUCUCCCUUCUCCCAGGCGGGUGGCCGUGCCCGUCUUAGUCAGGGAUGGAAAGCCUUGUCACACUCUUAAAGCUCAGGACUUGGCGGCCACUUUUCAGGCCGGGAUCCCCUUCUCGGCAUAUAGUGCCCAGUCACUCCAACACAUGCAGUAUAACGCGCAGUACAGCGCCGCGGCCACGCCACAGUUCCCCACAGCACAUCACUUGGUGCAAACGCAACAGUGGACUUGGUGAGAGAAAUUAUAGAGACUUGGCUUGGAGGCGCGAUAGGGAGUUUCACCACAAAGCAAAGAGAGAAAAAAAUAAAACACAAAAACAAAAGACUUUUCAUUUUUGCAGCUUGACUCAUACAUAUACUACCAUUUUUAUUCGGGGCUCAUGUGUGCGCCGUGUUUACAUGUUUUCGUUAAGAGAACUGGGUCCAAACCUCUCCCUUAUAGAUUUUAUUAAGAAUGUCAAUGCUCUUCUUGUGAAUUUUUUUGUAAAGUAUGUUGUGUGUUGGUUGUAGAGAUGUUUUCCUCUUUUUUUUCUUUUGUCCCUUCGUGUUAUUAUCAGCACGUACGAACCACUUUAUAAUUAUAGAAAUUUUAAUUUCUUGCUUCUUUUAUGGACCGAAAAAAUAUUUAUGGCCAUGAAUAAACACUGGCAAGUUUUCA